Messenger RNA from Peromyscus leucopus (white-footed mouse), 1625 nucleotides. RefSeq names its product delta and Notch-like epidermal growth factor-related receptor. The transcript is spliced from 4 exons. The record is from RefSeq and is a predicted model, not a curated record. Gene Ontology annotation, cellular component: protein-containing complex; plasma membrane. Lineage: Eukaryota; Metazoa; Chordata; Mammalia; Rodentia; Cricetidae. Gene Ontology annotation, molecular function: calcium ion binding. The coding region runs from base 16 to 705 and encodes 229 amino acids. Gene Ontology annotation, biological process: establishment or maintenance of epithelial cell apical/basal polarity; heterophilic cell-cell adhesion.
UCCUAAUACUGUCACAUGCUGGUGAAGCACCUUCCUUUUGAAGACUACAGGGAUCGGAGAGUACUCCAUGGGUCACCCUUUCUUAUUUGCUUUUCUGCAGGAACACACUGUGAACUGUACAAGGACCCCUGUGCUAACAUCAGCUGUCUGAACGGUGGUACCUGUGACAGCGAGGGCCUGAAUGGCACAUGCAUCUGUGCACCAGGGUUCACAGGUGAAGAGUGUGACAUUGACAUCAAUGAAUGUGACAGUCACCCUUGUCAUCAUGCUGGAACCUGCUUGGAUCAGCCCAAUGGUUAUACCUGCCACUGCCCUCAUGGCUGGGUGGGAGCAAACUGUGAAAUCCACCUGCAGUGGAAAUCUGGGCACAUGGCUGAGAGCCUCACCAACAUGCCUCGGCACUCACUCUACAUCAUCAUCGGAGCCCUCUGUGUGGCCUUUGUGCUCAUGCUCAUCAUCCUGAUUGUGGGUAUCUGCCGCAUCAGCCGCAUUGAGUACCAAGGCUCCUCCCGGCCAGCCUAUGAGGAAUUCUACAACUGCCGCAGCAUUGACAGCGAGUUCAGCAAUGCCAUUGCAUCCAUCCGGCAUGCCAGGUUUGGGAAGAAAUCUCGGCCUGCGAUGUACGACGUGACUCCUAUUGCCUACGAGGAUUACAGCCCCGAUGACAAGCCCUUGGUUACACUGAUUAAAACAAAAGAUUUGUAAUCUUCUUUUUUUUGGGAUUAUUUUUCAAAAAAGAUGAGAUACUAAGAUCAUUUAAAUAUUUUUAAGAAAUUAAAAAGCUUAAGAAAUUUAAAAUGUUAGCUGCUCAUGAGUUUUCAGUAGACUACCGAAGAACUAAGGUUCUGCAGCUUUUAGUUUGAAAAAAGUAUUUUAAAAAACCAGAAUUUGUGAAAUCCAUAGACCAUGUUUUAAUGUACCUUCAGCUCUCAACACUGUCUGCUUCAACAAGUAUGGGCUCUUUUGACAGUAGACCCUACCAUGAAACCCAGAUGGACUUCUGUGGUUGUUACAGAGUAAGUCUUACAUAGGAAGAGUUUCUUGUGAUGUGUGAGUGCCGGCUUUCUGAGUAGAGUUAGGAAAAUAAGUAGAGUAUGAUGCAUAAUCCAGUAUAUAAUCGUUACUUACUAUGAUGUGCCGUCUGAGAUGUCUGUUUUGUGAAAAAGAAAACUAGUUAAAUUUAUUAUUCCUAACCCGAAUGAAAUUAGCCUCUGCCUUAUUCUGUGCAUGGGUAAGUAACUUAUUUUCUGUACCGUUUUGUUGAAUUCCGAGGAAAUAAUGUUCUUUCAAGUUUUAGUCAUUUUUGUAACAAUCCUUGAACUUGACCUUGUAAACACAAACAAGGGAAGGGCCUAGGGAGGCAAAUACUGAUCAGUUUCAACCAUUUUUUUUCUUUUAAAAAUCAAGUGUUUUUCUUUUUAAUUGUAGUGGAUUAAAUUACAUUGCAGGUGUUUCUUGCUAAGAGGUAGUGACAUGUAAGAGGUGCUGGGCCCUUCUGUAGUGUUUCUCAUAGUGCACCUUUAUUUAUACCCAAGACAUUUUUGUGGCUGUAUUUGAUUGAUAUGUGCUUCUUAUGAUUCUUGCUAAUUUCAAAGAAUAUUGAAUAAACGUUAGCAGGGCGAGGA